AACUGUAUUAAAUGCUAAUAUACAAAACUGCAGAUCUAGAGCAGAUUUCUACCCUGAGGAAGCAGAUUUCCCCUUUUUCUCCCAACGUAAUCUUGACCGGCCCUUCAGUGACUGUGUGGUAAAGGGACUGUGUCACCUGCUUCAGUGAUACUGCUCCCCUCAUUUGGGAAAAUGGUAGAGGGCAGGAGAAAGCUCCAUUUGCGAGACUUAGAGCGCCUGGGUGUUGUGAGUCACUUGCCAUUGUUGGUCUGUUACUUCUACUCAUUUGUAGUUCGAACUUUCCUGUACAGGACGGAUAAGUUAAGAGCUUUGCAAAGUGGUCAGCUGCCUCGUGUGUGUCAAGGCCUGUGAGGGAGUCAUUUGGGGGAAAGUUAAUGAGCAUUUUGAUUUACGCUGAAGCACAGGAAAACAUUUCUUAGCUGGAAUGCUGAGGAGCUGAAAAACUGAUUCAUUGGUUAAUAGUGAUUCGGGUAGACUCUUUUAGUUUCAUCCUAGCUGUUGAAGAAAUUUAUUUAAAACACACCUGCCUGCUUUCUUGCCUCAGUAAGUAUAUUUAGUGAACUUCAUGAAAUCUUUCUUAUAUGUUAGGAGUGUUGGCUUUUUUCUGUAAUGGAGACUUUUGCAGGGUUUUUAGUUUAGUUUUUUUUUUUUAAUAUUAUUGUCAUUAGAUAGACUUAAAAGUCUAGUUGUUAUAUAUUACUUAGCCCUCAGGGUCACACCCAAUAACUAGUUUGGGGUUGGUGUGAAUGAUGGGAGUUUUGUUUUCCUCUCUAUAAUCCCAAUGUAUGGUUUCCUUUUUGCCAUUUUUAUGUGCACACGUGACAUAGCAUAAGAAUACCUUCUCAUUACCCGAAGGGUUUCAGUUAGGUUGUGUUUUGACAAAGUGAAGUUUUACUGUGUUUGCACCCAGCUUUGAUAUGAAAGACUUCUUGCUGCCUAGGAUAAAUUCCAGGUAUAUGGCUCUGUGGAAUAUAAACAGCUGUCUGCUAAUAUGUACUGACACAGAGAAAGAUUAUGAUCGCUAGAAGAGACACUGUCCAGAAACUGUGAACUAAAAGCAUUGCAAAGGUGUUUUUGAACAAACAUUGGACUCCUGUUUCAUUUGAUUGGGUGAAGGUUAAGUUACUUAACUAAAUUCACUGGGAAAUGCUCUGGGGCCGGAAGACAAGGUUAGUUUAGACCCCACUAAUUGCCCGGGAGGAAGCCCAGAGGGUUUCUCAGCUUUUGUGGUGCCAUGGCCUUGUUGCAUUCUGGAUUCUCUUCUGCCACAGUGCAAAGGAAUUGAGGACUCAGACCUAUUGCCAGCCACUUCCUCUGCCUCCAGCCCCUUAGUGAACUCUAGUGCUUGCCCUUAUGUAUGCAUACACCAGUGGACUCAGGUACACACGCUUUCUCCCUGUGAACACGUGUCUGCAUGCACAUGCACACAAACACUUUUAAAACAAUUUUUCUAAUUUUUCAAUUACAGUUGACAUACAAUAUUAUAUAUUAGUUUCAGGUGUAUACCACAGUGAUUAGACAGACAUUUUUUUAUAGUGGUGGGAUUACCAUGGAUGUGCUCCCUGUCAUUUCUGGUGAGAGAAGCAGGCAGGCAUUCCUUCCGUACCACGCUGCUCACAGUGGCAGUGGAGGCCCACAUGGGUUCAUUCCCUCUAUGGAUUCAGGCACACUUGGAGUCAGUUGUCCAGGCCAGGUGUGACAGCUUGUGGAUGUACAUCUGAAUGCGGUCCCUUGGGUUGUGCUUUGUGGUUUUGGGGGAUUUCUCCUUCUAGUCAGUCUCUCAUGGCCCAGGGUUGUCAUGUGGGAAGUCAUCUUAUCCUACCACCUCUCAUGUUUCUCUUCUCCUAUAUAUUGUUUCUAUUUUAUAAUUGUAAUGGUGUCUUUUUUGGUUUUGUAGCUUUUUGGUGGUGGUAAUGUAAGCACGUUUAAAAAAAAGUACAAAAGAUACAGGAGGGUGUACAGUGAAAACUAAGUCCCUGCCUUCCCCUAGUCCUAGCCUCUAGUUCUACCUCCUGACUCCCCACCCCAGGGCUGCUCCUGGGCCUGUUUUCUUUAUAUCCAGCUCGAGAUAAUGCCUCCUUAAUAAGCAUGUGGGCAAGUUCGUGGGCUUGCCCCUAUACUUUAUAUAUCUGAUAGCUUACCAUAGUCAUUGUGCUCUACCUUUUUUCUCAGUUUCUGCAUUGAAAAACACUGAUGAUUAACAAAAUUUGACUGUACCUGAAGCAUGGGAGCCCCGUUAAAAUGAUGGAAAGUUACAUUGCAGUUCUCACAAAGGGAAUAUGCCAGAGUGAAGAAAAUGGCUCUUUCCUUAGCAAGGACUUUGAUGUCCGGAAGGCAUACCUCGCAGGCUCCAUCAAAGACAUUGUAUCUCAGUUUGGAAUGGAAACUGUUAUCAUACACACGGCACUGAUGCUCAAGAAAAGAAUUGUUGUCUAUCACCCCAAAAUAGAAGUUGUCCAGGAGUUUACCAGGACCCUGCCUGCCCUGGUGUGGCAUCGACAGGACUGGACCAUACUUCACUCGUAUGUGCACCUCGAUGCCGACGAGCUGGAAGCCCUGCAGCUGUGCACAGGUUACAUCGCCGGAUUUGUAGACUCGGAGGUGAGCAAUAGAUCAGACCUCUAUGACGUGUUUGUGAACCUGGCAGACAGUGAGAUUACCGUUGCCCCACUUGCGAAAGAGGCCAUGACAAUGGGCAAACUGCACAGAGAAAUUGGUCAGCUAAUUGUUCAGUCUGCAGAAGAUCCAGAGAAAUCCAACAGCCAUGUUAUACAGGAUAUUUCCCUGAAAACAAAAGAAAUCUUCACCAACUUGGCAUCAUUUUCAGAAGUUUCGGGUGAUGGAGGAAAGCUUGUUCUCAAUUUUGAGGCACUAAAGCAAAGACGAUUCCCACCAGCAACAGAAAACUUUCUUUACCAUCUAGCAGCAGCCGAACAAAUGCUGAAAAUCUGACAGCGUCAGAUGGUAUCACUGAGGACUGAUACAAAGCUCUUUGACCAUGAUUUUCCAUUAACUAUGUAAAAUAUUGAAAAUAACAAGGAAAUGUUAUAUUUUAGUGAUUUAUUUGAAAGUAUUGAGAUUUGACCUGAAGAGCACUGAAACACAUGAAAACACUUCUGAUCUUCUCUUAUCCGAUUAGUUCACACCUACUCCCAAUGCUGGACAGAGUGCUGUGACCCGUAAAUAAGUUAUAAGGUGGCCCGCUGUCCUGGGUAAGAGGAAGCAGCGCUGCCGAGUUCUCACGCAAAUCAGCAGCUCCGAAAGCCGUCGCUAUUGUAAGUUUGUUGUCACCUUGUCGCCAUGAGCAGUUUUUCAGAAAGCUGCCUGAGAUUUUGCUUCAUAUUCUAGGAAGAACUUUCAUUCCUCAUGAGGAGCUCCUCUUUCUGAGCCAAACUACCAGGUUGUCUGCCGAACUGUCUAGAAGAUCAUUCAAAAGACCCUGCAGUUGCACUUUCUUAUAAAAGAAAAAUUUUUCCUUGGCCUUUGAACACUUUGCCUAUAUUAUGAGGGUUUUGCAUAGAUUUUAUACUUGAGUAGACAACUUUAGUAAUCCUUAUUUAUACUGUCUCCAAGUGAGCAUUUGGCAAACUUAAGCCAUCGGCACUCUUCAAUUAAUCUUCUAGCAAUAUUAUUUUGAAAGGCCAGUCCUCAUAGGGCAGAGUCAGAUAAGCACCCAUUUUGAAUAGAAAUGUCUGUAUAACUGAACUAGCAAUUUGACAUAAUUGGUAAGGGAGUGUGAGAAUGACCUGCCUGCAAGGGCCAAACCCGAGAAUGUCUUCAAAUAACUCCAGUAAAAAGUUAACUUGGCCACAUAUGAAGCUAACUGUUCCUGUUCACUUGUGUACCUUUCUCAUAAUUGGAUACUUAAAAGUUGCAAAAUAAGCACAGAGGUCUAGGUUAUGUUCUUGUUUUAUUAUAUGUAUUCAUAUUAACUACGAAAGGUUAUUUUACAGUCAGUACUGUUGUCCUUAGAAAUGUUAACCCAGAAAAAUGUUUGCAAAAAAAUCUUGUCUCUGUUGGAUCUUUCACUUAUUCUUGUUAAGUAAAAUGUUUGAAAUAGCUCUUUCUCUUCCACCUUGGGAAAGGGUGGACCUGAAAUGAGAUUUUGUUUACUAAAGCAAUUUAAAACUAAACUUGCACUUUAUGAAAAUGAAUACUAACAUCUUUUUCUCCCUCAUUUUUGUAUUACUGUAUUAGCUAAUGAUCAAAGUUGUUAAAAUUACGAAUGUAUGAUGCAAAAAUAAAAUGGAAAUAUUUUGAUACUCAA
Molecule: messenger RNA, 4267 nt
Organism: Miniopterus natalensis
Lineage: Eukaryota; Metazoa; Chordata; Mammalia; Chiroptera; Miniopteridae
Source: RefSeq, a predicted model, not a curated record